Messenger RNA from Mya arenaria, 1071 nucleotides. RefSeq lists its product as uncharacterized. The record is from RefSeq and is a predicted model, not a curated record. The coding region runs from base 187 to 1071 and encodes 294 amino acids. Gene Ontology annotation, molecular function: nucleic acid binding. The transcript is spliced from 12 exons. NCBI's taxonomy places the organism in Eukaryota, Metazoa, Mollusca, Bivalvia, Myida, Myidae.
ACCAGACAUGAGUGUACCAUAAGUUUCAGUUAUCUGCAAAGGAAGCUGAUACCGUCUCUCGGGUUGCGGAGAAGAGGACAACUUGAUGAUAAUGUGGUCAACAUUAUUAAUCAAGCCACGAGUGAAAUUAGUAAUGGUGUUGCUGGGUCAGAGCAGCUACGAAGGACGUUGUCAGUAAAGCACAAUAUGAGAAUAACAAGGGAACUAAGCAGAGAAUUAGUUCGAAUAAUUGACCCAGAGGGAGUGGAAAGACGAAAACGCCAUAGACUGAGACGCCGCCAAUACAUUUCGAGGGGCCCAAACUAUGUAUGGCAUUUGGAUGGAUAUGACAAGCUUGCUCCCUAUGGGAUCUAUAUACAUGGAUGCAUAGAUGGUUUCAGCAGGAAGGUGAUGUGGUUAAAGGCAGGAAUUACAAACAAAAGACCAGAAGUUAUUGCAUCAUACUUCAUAGAAGCAGUCAACCAAGAAGGUGGGUUCCCUCUAAGAGUCCGAGGUGACAGAGGCACUGAAAAUGGAGCAGUGGCAGCAGCUCAAAGAGCUCUUAGGGACAAUGAACGAGCUUUUUUAUAUGGACGAUCCACAUCUAAUCAGCGCAUUGAGAGAUGGUGGGGUUACUUGAGAAAUGCACGGGCAGACUACUGGAUGAAUGAAAUCAAGCUGUUGGAGAGGGACAAUAGAUUGGAAAGGGCAGAUCCUAUACAAAGAUUAUGCCUGCAAUAUGCACUCCUGCCAUUUAUUGGAAGGCAGCUGGAUGAAAUUAAGCAUCUCUGGAACACCCAUUCUAUUCGCAAUCAAAGAGUGGGGGAUACACUUCCUGGCAUUCCGGACAUUCUGCAUACACAAGUAGAAUUAUAUGGUGUGGAAGAUUACAAAAACGCCUGCUCGAUGCAAGAAAUGCAAUAUCUGCACCAGGAAUAUGAAAAUGAUUUUUUAAAUUUAGAUGGAGAAUUUUUAGAGAUAGUGGAGCAGGUCAGAGAAAUAAACAAUCUACCAGAUCCAGUACAAAUUUCCCACUUUCAGGAGGCCAAAGAUCUCUAUGUACAGCUGUCUUCUUACAUAAAUAACUUGUAA